This is a messenger RNA of Penicillium cataractarum, 336 nucleotides long. RefSeq lists its product as uncharacterized. The record is from RefSeq and is a predicted model, not a curated record. The transcript has 2 exons. Lineage: Eukaryota; Fungi; Ascomycota; Eurotiomycetes; Eurotiales; Aspergillaceae. Bases 1 to 336 code for a protein of 111 amino acids.
AUGUCCAAAUCAAAAAGCAAGGGCAUCAACGUCCUCCCCCUCAUCCUGCUCCUCCUCUUCGUCGCAGUCCUUGCCGUCGUCGGCUAUGUCGUGUACACAAUCGUCCAAGAUGUGAGCAAGAAUACUCGCGCCAAGAUGGAACGCAAGCAUAUCGCCUUUACCAAGGAUGGAAUGAAGGUUCAAGUGAAGGAAAUGCAAGAUGAGCAGUACAAGGACCGGACGCAGAGCGUCCUGGUCAACAUGUGGAAUCAGACCAAAUUCCCGGCUUAUAAGAGCCGUCUGUGGGAUAUGUCGGGAGAAAACUCAGGAGAGGGCGUUGAGAAGCGCAAGCCGUAA